UUGGUCAUCUAAGCAGCAUCCAAAUAGCUCUCACCAUAAAAAAAACCAAAAAGCAAAAAAUAUUGAAAUAGCAAAAGAAAAAUACAAACUGAAAUUGAAAUCAACACACAAACACACACAUACACACACACACUACACACACACACCGACAGACAGCUCUGGGACAAAGAAAUUGUGCAGCUAAUAAAAAACCUUUUUACUUCCAUCUCGCACAGUGAAAAAGAGAGAUUCAAUCCAUGCAGCUUCCUCCACUCACGCAAAUCGCAAUAUGCUAAGCAGCAGACAGUGAAGGAUACGAAAUCACAAAUAAAUACAAAUUGCAUUCAGGAGCAAUCGGCAGCAACAAAAAAAGCAGUGAAAAGAAAAGAAAAUAAGAGGAAAGAGGUGGAGCGAAAAGGCAAGCAAGAGCAAAAGCGUGUCAAGAAGAUGUCGCUGAUUAGAUAAAACGUAAAUCAAAUAUUCUAAUUGGAUUCGAGUACAUUUGUUGUGUGCGCAUAUGCUUAGUGAUGAAAUCUAGAUUAUUUUGGAUAUUUGCAAUUAUAUAUUCAUCGGUACAUCACAUAGGCUCCGGUUCUACAUCGACGACAUUAAAACGUCCACGAGCAGGAGACCCGUUUGAUACGUUUCCGAAAAACUUCUGGCAGGAGUUCUCGUCGCCCUUCACAGACACGCCUGAAGAUGAGGAGCUGGAGGUCACGGAGACGACCACGCACGAGCCAUUCCCGUUCUUCGCCGACCCGUAUACGACAAUUAAUAUAAGCACCCAGCUCUCCUCGAAUGUCUAUCUGCAUUGUCGCGUCAACGAUUUGCAGGGCAAGACGGUGUCCUGGAUGCGGCGCAAGGGCGAGGACCUCACUCUGAUCACCUUCGGCCAGCACACGUACAGCGGCGAUUCGCGUUACUCGCUGGAGUUCGAGGAGCCCAACGACUGGAAGCUACUGAUACAAUAUGCCAACGAGCGGGACGAGGGACCAUACGAGUGCCAAGUGUCCUCACACCCACCGCUGGUGCUGCUCGUUUACCUAACUAUAAUUGUUCCUCAUGUGGAAAUUCUCGACGAGCGAGGAUCGGCCACGCCCGAGAAGUACUACAAGGCUGGCAGCACCAUCGAGUUACAGUGCGUCAUCUCAAGGAUACCGCAUCCAUCGUCCUACAUCACCUGGCGGCACGGCCAGCGCUCGCUCAACUACGAUACCAGUCGAGGUGGCAUUAGUGUUAAGACAGACAUGCUGCCCGGCAGGGCAUUGAGUCGUCUUUACAUAGCCAACGCGAAUCGACAGGACACGGGCAACUACACCUGCAUGCUGGGCAAUGAGAUAACAGAAACUGUUGUAGUGCAUGUGCUUAACGGUGAGGAGCCAGCGGCCAUGCAACAUGCGAAUGGGACUCGAUUCAUGUCCAGUCCCCUAACUAUGGUUGUGUUUUUUAUAGUAUUCGCUCUGAUCAAGCCUUUUCAGCGAUGACAACAUUCUGGCUAGGCAGAACAGAACAGGAUGAAAACAAAAAUAAUAAUAACAAUUGAAAACAAGAAAAACUUGAAUAAGUUUUAGUGCAAGUGGAAAAUGAGAAAAUGCAUAAACCAAAAAAAAAAACGAAAACGAAAACAAAAAUCAAAAAUGAAAAUUGAAAAUCUAAGAAUCUUGUCCAGGAUUGCAUUUUCAACUUUUACUCUAAUCAAUGGGUUGUUUAAACGUACAUAGCAUAAAUGAAUACUCUAGUUGUAAGUCUAAGAGAUGUAACGAUACACUACGAGUCAGAUGUAGCACACAUAGAUCGUAUCUAAGGGCGUAUGCGAAAUACAGAAGGUAAAAACUUCUGAAAACCUUAAAAAAAAAAAAAGAAAAUGAAAAACUAAAGAAAAUUUCAUUUUGCAAAUUGAAAUUUAUGAGUUGUGGCCGUGUUUUUUUGGUUUGCGUUGGCUAUACCAGAUAAAUAUUUAUAUAUAAAGCAAGCAUUUCCCAACAUUCCCCCACCCACCCCCCACAGCCCCACAUUCUUUCCUUAUAUAUUGUAUAUAAUGCUUGAUGUGAAUGGUUGUAGCUUCUUGAAAUCGUACGGCAUAUCAGUUGGGAUCAUUGGAACAUUCUUGGAUGCAAUUAGUUUUAAACAUAGAGUGAGAUAAAAAGGUAGAGGAAGAAGAACAACAGAAUGAAAUUCAUUUAUUUUCCGCAAAAAGUUAACGAAUUAUGUUUGAUGAUAAUAAGAGAGCGAGAGCGAAAGCGAAAAGUUGGAAUUGUUAAGUUUUUAAGUUUUUCAAAGAUAUAGCACAUGAAACUAAUCGAUAUAUACACAUAUUUAUUUAUAUGUGUAUGAGUAGUUGUUACCCCCAGAUAUUUACAAAUCAUAAUAAUAAUAUUAAUAAUGAACUAAUUAAUUAAUUCCAUUCCAAAUGGAGACAUAUCCUUUCGAUUUAAUUGGCUUGGCUUGCGGCACCAAUUGAUGAAAUUUCGACCAGACUUUAUGUAGUUGCUCUGUUGGCAGAUCAUAUUAUAUACAUAUGUAUCGUAUAUGUAUAUAUGUAUAUGUAUCCAAGGUAAACACGGACCAAUGGGUAAUACACAGCUAUUAUAUUUGUUUCUUUCAUUUGAUUUCUUUUAUGCUUCUCUUCCCACACAUACGCAUAGACCGUUCUCAUAUUUCAUAGUAUAUAGGGUAUAUAAUAUUUCAAAUAUGCUUGGCCGCUUUUUCACAAUCGCUUGCAUCUUAAGUCAUUCAUAAAAUAUUCAUAUAUACAUAUUACCUAUCGAUUAGUGCACCUAUUUCUUACAUCAACUCAACUUCUUUCCAAAAAAUAUUUAUAUAUAAAAAUCAAAUAAAGCCCAGCUUAAACACAAAAAAA
Molecule: messenger RNA, 2839 nt
Organism: Drosophila mojavensis
Lineage: Eukaryota; Metazoa; Arthropoda; Insecta; Diptera; Drosophilidae
Gene: dpr14
Product: peroxidasin
Exons: 6
Coding region: 507-1463 (318 amino acids)
Biological process (GO): synapse organization
Cellular component (GO): neuron projection membrane
Source: RefSeq, a predicted model, not a curated record